GACAUCACAAACACACUUUUUAUCCCCUCUCAAACUUCACACUCACCAUCCCCCAUACAAUCACGCACAUACACACACGCAUUAUGAUUUCCUCAACAAUCCCACACAUUGUCACAAACCCUCGCUACCCCGACCGCUCAACAUCAACGGGCUUCAAGCUCAUCGUCAACGUCACAGACCACUCAAAGGACUUUGACCCUCCCAUCAACAACUACCAGAUCACCACCAUUCACGUUGGUGCCGGUCUGAGCCUGGUCGGUGUGGUUGAGCAAGACGGCCGCGUCUUCUACCAAAACGGCACAAAGGACCAACGACAAGAUGGCGAGGCCACUGUCCUCACCGACGGCGGCACUCCCCUGACUCCUGCCGGCCUGGCCAUCCAGCAGAACAAGCAGAACAAGCAACUCUACGACACCUCACUCAACUUUGGCCCUGGCACACCGGGUGUUCAGCUGAACGCUCUCGACGACCCCUACACCUACAUGCUCCCCGAGACCUUUGUUGCCUGUGACGAGAGCCUGGAAUACUACCAGGGCAAGCACUUUAUCGUCAUCAAGCAGGCCCGUCUCUCGAUCGACGAGAACAACGAGAUUCAGCGCAACAUCCCCGAUGGCUGUGCUCCCAUCCGCCUGGUUCCCCAGUGUGCCGAGCUGGAGGAGGUUCCUGAGGGAUCUUACUCGAGCCACGAGUUCGCCCUCAACUCCAAGUGCUACGAUGAUGUCGCCAAGAUCAAGUGGGAGCAGUACAGUCCAUAGGAUUGGGACUUGGUCUCUUACGAACAUCGGGCAUUUGGCUGGUAGUAUGGAUUGUAAUGAUGAAUGGGUCACGACUUUGCAUAGUUACCUAGGUAGUGGUACUCGGGGAUCGGCGUCAAGGAUUGGCAUCACGGUUCGGCAUUAAUGGCCUUAAUAAUAGUAAUAACUUUCUCACG
This is a messenger RNA of Fusarium vanettenii 77-13-4, 931 nucleotides long. RefSeq lists its product as uncharacterized. The transcript is spliced from 2 exons. The coding region runs from base 84 to 755 and encodes 223 amino acids. Lineage: Eukaryota; Fungi; Ascomycota; Sordariomycetes; Hypocreales; Nectriaceae. The record is from RefSeq and is a predicted model, not a curated record.